Fonsecaea nubica is the source of this 651-nucleotide messenger RNA. RefSeq lists its product as hypothetical. The coding region runs from base 1 to 651 and encodes 216 amino acids. The record is from RefSeq and is a predicted model, not a curated record. The transcript has a single exon. NCBI's taxonomy places the organism in Eukaryota, Fungi, Ascomycota, Eurotiomycetes, Chaetothyriales, Herpotrichiellaceae. Gene Ontology annotation, molecular function: serine-type endopeptidase activity. Gene Ontology annotation, cellular component: membrane.
AUGGGCGAUCUACCCGUACCACCACCGCAGCAGUAUCCAAACGGUGCCCGAAGACCACCAUCCAGUGCCCCCUCCUCCCCACAGCGGAAAAUGCUGGACGACCUGGUCACGCACUUCACCGUCAAACUGGACGACGUCGAGCAGCACAGGUGGUGGACCCUGGUCACCCCGGCGUUCAGCCACGUCCAGACAUACCACAUCCUGGGCAAUCUGUUCGCCUUCUCGACGUUUUCGCGCAUGCUCCUCGCCUACGGCAUCGGGCCCGUGCGGUACGGUGUGCUGAUUCUGGGCUCUGCCGUGUCGGGUAACGUGGCGUUCCUGUACCAGGCCGAGCAGAGACAGCAGCAGCGGCGACAACAACAACAACAAGAAACGAGAGCGCUCGGCCUCUCCGGCGUCGUCAUGGGCCUCGGCGCCGCCGUCUCGCUCGCCACCCCGCGCUUCAAGGUCCACCUGUUCGGCGUCGUCCCCAUCCCCCUCUGGCUACUGAUGGUACUCUACACCGUCUACGACUCGGCGCGGCUCGACGACCAGGCCUCGACGACCGGCCACGCGGCACAUUUGGGCGGUGCGGCUUUUGGCGUCCUGUACUACGUCGCCGCGCUGCGGGGCCGGGCUGGCUUGCCGUUUGCGUGGGUUUUUAGACGUUGA